GGGCAAGAGCUGCAAGGUGGUGGUGUGUGGCCAGGGGUCGGUGGGCAAAAGCUUGGCUCUGGAGCAGUUACUGUACGCCAACCAUGUCGCAGGUUCAGAGACCAUGGAGACACUGGAGGACAUUUACAUCGGGUCUGUGGAGACGCACCGCGGCACCCGAGAGCAGGUCAGGCUGUGCGGUGGUCACGAGUUUCCGCGGCACUACUUGACUUUCGCCGACGGCUUCGUGCUCGUCUACAGCAUCGACAGCAAAGAGUCCUUCAAACGCGUGGAGGCUCUGAAGAAAGACAUCGACCGCUGCCGUGACAAAAAAGAGGUCUGAGUGUUUGUCAUGCACAGACUGCACACCACCCGUUCAAAAGUUUGGGGUCAA
Sinocyclocheilus grahami is the source of this 373-nucleotide messenger RNA. RefSeq names its product NF-kappa-B inhibitor-interacting Ras-like protein 2. Gene Ontology annotation, molecular function: GTPase activating protein binding; GTPase activity; GTP binding. The record is from RefSeq and is a predicted model, not a curated record. Gene Ontology annotation, biological process: negative regulation of canonical NF-kappaB signal transduction; Ral protein signal transduction. The transcript has 2 exons. The annotation marks the transcript as partial. NCBI's taxonomy places the organism in Eukaryota, Metazoa, Chordata, Actinopteri, Cypriniformes, Cyprinidae.